AUCGGUAUCGAAGUAAGUUGUUUUCUGCAAAAGUUAGUGACGAAGCCGGCAAAAUGCCACGAAAAUCUCAGUCGCAAAGCCAGUCAUCCAGCCUAGAAAGCCAGUCCAGCCCUCCCGAUUCGCAAGCGACGCAGGCCAAUACACAUCUCGUAAAUCAAGUAGUCAAGGCAAUUCUUAAUUUGUCGUGCAAUAAGGCGAUAAUGAAACGCGCAGACAUAAUAAAACUGGCCCUGAAGGGAAAUGGGCGUAUGUUUGGUAAACUAUUCAACGAAGUAAACAAUGCCCUAAAAGAGGUGUACGGAUACGAGCUGAUUGAGGUGGAUAAGAACAAAAAUUUGAUUCUCUGUUCCACCAUAGCCCCCGCUUCGAUGUUCGACUUGAACGAAAACUAUCGAAAAAGCUACACGUUCCUUUAUCUCAUUCUGGGUUACAUUUUCAUGAAAAGCGGUUCCGUACCCGAAAUGCUUCUCUGGGAAUUUCUACAGAAGGUUGGUAUCGUUCGGGGCGAAGACCAUCCUUACUACGGUGAACCGCAAAAACUAUUCGAUACAUUCCUGAAGCAGGCCUAUUUGGCGCGGACAAAACAAACCAUAGAGUCCUUCAACGACGAUUUCAUAUGUAUUACCUGGGGUGUUCGCGCUCAGCAUGAGGUUUCCAAGAAGCAAGUCUUGGAAUCAUUGUGCACAACGAUGAAUCGAAAUCCUAUGGAUUUCAAAUCGCAGUACAUCGAAGCGGAGGGUCUGGUCUCUCCACCUCCCCCCGAAAACACUACUUUUAGUGAAUACAAUGGGGGGAGUGAUUUUGUUGAGGCCAGCGUAGUAGAAAAUAACGUUGACAUUUUCAAAGAUACCGCACAAAUUUUUGAAGAGAAUGAAGCUGAAGGCAAUGAAAACCAAUAA
This is a messenger RNA of Anopheles bellator, 899 nucleotides long. It is a transcript of the gene MAGE, whose product is annotated as non-structural maintenance of chromosomes element 3 homolog. The record is from RefSeq and is a predicted model, not a curated record. NCBI's taxonomy places the organism in Eukaryota, Metazoa, Arthropoda, Insecta, Diptera, Culicidae. Gene Ontology annotation, cellular component: nucleus. The transcript has 2 exons. Bases 54 to 899 code for a protein of 281 amino acids.